Pistacia vera is the source of this 1131-nucleotide messenger RNA. Its product is annotated as reticulon-like protein B8. The coding region runs from base 212 to 958 and encodes 248 amino acids. The record is from RefSeq and is a predicted model, not a curated record. The transcript has 6 exons. Lineage: Eukaryota; Viridiplantae; Streptophyta; Magnoliopsida; Sapindales; Anacardiaceae.
UAUCAACUAACAUGAAAAGGUUGGUGGGCCGUUACACUCGUAGUUGCUCUCACGCAUUUCCCAACACCAUCACUGUCUGCUUCUCCGCCAAGCCAUUUUCUUCUCCGAUCCUCCUUCUCUUUAACGCCAUAACCAAAUUUGAGAUUCAGGAGGUUUUGUUUCAUUCUGAUUAUGCUAUAAUUUGUUCGGUUAUACUUGAAAAGGAGUAAGAAUGUCUGAGAAACUAGUUGACAACAUUUUGGAGAACUUUGUCGAAACCAUUGCGGAAAAUGUUCCAAAGCAGAAAUCUGUUUCAUCAUUCUUCGAGGAGCAGACAUCAAGCUCGGUCAAUUCUCAUUUCAAUCGGUUGUUUGGACGCCAGAAGCCUGUCCAUCAUCUUUUAGGGGGCGGAAAACCUGCUGAUGUUUUGUUAUGGAGGAACAAGAAGAUCUCCGCCAGCUUUUUAAUGGGUGCAACAGCAAUUUGGGUGAUUUUUGAAUGGCUCAAUUACCAUUUUCUAACCCUUCUGUUUGUUGCUAUGGUACUCGGUAUGCUUGUUCAAUUUCUUUGGUUAAAUUUCGCUGGCUUAUUUAACAGAUCACCAUCUAAAGUACCCCGCCUUGUUCUGCCCUCAGAGUUAUUUGUCAACAUUGGUGUUUCAGUUGGUAAUCUGGUUAACCAGGCUCUGGGGUUUCUUCAAGAUGUUUCAUGUGGAGGAAAUUUGAAACAACUUCUUGGGGUUGUAGCAAGCUUGUGGGUCGCUGCUGUGAUAGGGAGCUGGUGCAACUUUCUGACCGUUUUAUAUGUUGGUUUCGUUGCUGCCCACACAUUGCCGGUCCUUUAUGAGAAGUAUGAAGAUCAAGUUGACAGCUUUGUAAACAAUCUUUUUGGGCAGUUUCAAAACCAAUAUCAAAACCUUGAUGCUGGUUGGCUCAGCAAGAUCCCAAAAGGAAAGUUCAAAGGGAAGAAGAGCGAAUAGAUUUAGUAGAGACGGAACAAAACAUGUUAUUGCCAUUUGUAAAAUAUUUGCUUUAUCAUAAAAGUUGCCUUGUUGAUCUUAAUUGGUGAGGGAUUGAAUUGAACAAAACUCAUUGUCUUCUGUGAGAUAUUGUAUUAUUUUAUGGUGGCAUAUUACUCUUCUAGUUUCAUUAA